Heteronotia binoei (common prickly gecko) is the source of this 1893-nucleotide messenger RNA. Its product is annotated as oocyte zinc finger protein XlCOF6-like. The record is from RefSeq and is a predicted model, not a curated record. The annotation marks the transcript as partial. The transcript has 5 exons. Lineage: Eukaryota; Metazoa; Chordata; Lepidosauria; Squamata; Gekkonidae. Gene Ontology annotation, biological process: regulation of DNA-templated transcription.
AUGCGCUCAAGAACAGGCAGUGGAGAGAGGCUGUUGAGCCGUCGUCUUUUCAGAGGGGUGGAAACGGCUGCUGCACCUCCAAUCCAGGGUCCCUUUUCCUUUGAGGAGGUGUCCGUCCCUUUCACGGAGGCAGAGUGGGCCCUGCUGGAUCCGGACCAAAGAGCUCUGUACAGGGAAGUCAUGCUGGAGAACUAUGGGAAUUUGGCCUCUCUGGGAUACCUUAUAGAUAAAUGGCAUGGGAUGGAGAAAAGAUUCAGUCAGAGUAGCACUCUUCACCAACAUCAGAGAACCCACACAGGGGAGAAACGUUUUGUAUGCUUAGCAUGUGGAAAGACAUUCAGCAACAAGAGCAGUCUUAAACAGCAUCAGAGAACCCACACAGGAGAGAAACGUUUUGAAUGCUCAGAGUGUGGAAAGAGAUUUAAUCACAGUGGCAACCUUCUACUGCAUCAGAGGACCCACACAGGGGAGAAACCUUUUGAAUGCUCAGAGUGUGGAAAGAGAUUCACUAACAGUAGCACUCUUCAAAAGCAUCAGAGAACUCACACAGGGGAGAAACCUUUUGAAUGCACAGUGUGUGGAAAGAGAUUCAGUCAGAGUGACAGUCUUCAACAGCAUCAGAGAACCCACACAGCGGAGAAACCUUUUGAAUGCUCAGAGUGUGGAAAGAGAUUCAGUCAGAGUGGCCAUCUUCAAAACCACCAAAGAACCCACACAGGAGAGAAACCUUUUGAAUGCUCACAGUGUGGAAAGAGAUUUAAUCACAGUGGCAACCUUCAACUGCAUCAGAGGACCCACACAGGGGAGAAACCUUUUGAAUGCUCAGAGUGUGGAAAGAGAUUCAGUCAGAGUGGCCAUCUUCAAAAGCAUCAGAGAACUCACACAGGGGAGAAACCUUUUGAAUGCACAGAGUGUGGAAAGAGAUUCACUAAAAGUGACAAUCUUCAACAGCAUCAGAGAACCCACACAGGAGAGAAACCUUUUGAAUGCUCAGAGUGUGGAAAGAGAUUCAGUCAGAGUGGCCAUCUUCAAAACCACCAAAGAACUCACACAGGGGAGAAACCUUUUGAAUGCACAGAGUGUGGAAAGAGAUUCACUGACUGUGGCACUCUUCAAAACCAUCAGAGAACUCACACAGGGGAGAAACCUUUUGAAUGCACAGAGUGUGGAGAGAGAUUCAGUCAGAGUGGCACUCUUCAAAGGCAUCAAAGAACCCACACAGGAGAGAAACCUUUUGAAUGCUCAGAAUGUGGAGAGAGAUUCAGUCACAGUGGCAGUCUUCAAAGGCAUCAGAGAACCCACACAGGAGAGAAACCUUUUGAAUGCUCAGAGUGUCGAAAGAGAUUCAGACACAGUUGCACUCUUCAAAAGCAUCAGAGAACCCACACAGGGGAGAAACCUUUUGAAUGCACAGAGUGUGGAAAGAGAUUCAGUCACAAUUGCACUCUUCAAAAGCAUCAGAGAACUCACACAGGGGAGAAACCUUUUGAAUGCACAGAGUGUGGAGAGAGAUUCAGUCAGAGUGGCAUUCUUCAAAGGCAUCAAAGAACCCACACAGGAGAGAAACCUUUUGAAUGCACAGAGUGUGAAAAGAGAUUCAGUCGGUGUGAACAUCUUCAAGAACAUCAAAGAACUCAUACAGGGGAGAAACCUUUUAAAUGCACAGAUUGUGGAAAGAGAUUCAGUCACGGUUGCACUCUUCAAAGGCAUCAGAGAACCCACACAGGGGAGAAACCUUUUGAAUGCUCAGUAUGUGGAAAGAGAUUCAGUCAGAGUGGAAACCUUCAGCUGCAUCAGAGAACCCACACAGGGGAGAAACCUUUUGAAUGCACAGAGUGUGGAGAGAGAUUCAGUCACAGUGGCACUCUUCAAAGGCAUCAGAGAACCCACACA